AUGUUUUCCAUCCCGCCAAGGGCCUCCCGACGCUCCCUGACCCGAGGCUCAGCCCCGCUAUCGGCUGGGAACAGGGGAGACGACCCAGGGCCUCCGGACCUCAGGAGGCGGGAGGUUGUGGGGGCGACGCGGAGUGGGGAGCCGGGCUUCCGGCCCUCGCUACCCGGCGUCGGCCUACGGGGUGCCUGCGCACCCGCCCCACCCAGCGGUGAGUCACGGGGCAGGGCCCGCGGGGCGCUUUGUUGUGUGGGGCGCGGCAGCUCGGCUUGGUCCUACCCUGACACGCCCCUAGGAGGGGCUUCGGGGCUCGAGGCCUCGCACGUGAGCACAAAGACUGUGGGGCGGGGCCUUGCACGUGCGCGCUCGCCUGCAGGAGACCCUUCCCUUCCGCAGCCCUUUCCUUCCGGACAAACCUGUAACUUCCGCCCCCAGAAGGUUCUGUCGGGCCAGUCUCGGAUGGACUGGGGUUCCCAGCACCCCCGCUCCAGCCAGGCCUUUACCCCGGCACUCCCUCCACCUGCAAUCGCCUCCCAUCCGGACCGCGCGUCUGGGGAUUCUGCGUUUCAUUUCAAGCAUAUUGACUACGCUGCGCUUCCCAGUUCUGGAGAGAUUUAACCAGCGGACUCGAGGCGCGCACCCUGCCUUCCUGGCUUCCCAGCAGGGGACGGUGUCCCCAACCUGGCUGCCAGCCCAGGUGCUGCGGGGCAGGUCUGCCUAGGAGGCCGUUCCCUUCUCCAGUCUAUCUCCCGCGCGGGGCACGCCUCUGCCACCCUCACCCCAGACUUGCCCCGGUUCCACGGUCGGUUACUUGUUGCUGACUGUCCCCAAAAGGAAGAUCUUUCUAAGUCUGCAAAAUGUGCGAAAGUCCUUGAAGAGACACCUAGAGCAGUGUGGGGGGGUGGGAAGGCGUUUCCAGGAGCCCCCGCCUCCAGGAACAGGUCCCAGGGUCUGGAGAGCCAGCCUCGGAGCCACUCUAGGAGGCUGGUGGGGCUGGACUGGCAAAGCCCGGCAUGGUUCUGGUGUACGUCAUUCCCGGGUGACUCAGGGGUGAAUCCCAAGGAACUGUUCACUUUUUCUCCUUGUGAGUGAUCGCCUUAGGCACGAACCAGCUGUGGCCAAGGAGAGAGGUCAGGUCUGAGGCCAAGGGUCUUCUAGGAAAGGCUUUUCUUGCCUCAGGGUGGGGCGUGCUGGCUCACGCCUGUAAUCCUAGCACUGUGGGAGGCUGAGACCGGGAGAAUGGCUUGAGUCCAGUAGGUCGAGGGCCGCUGCACUCAAUCUGGGCAACAGAAUGAGGCCCUGUCUUAAAAAAUAAUAAUAAAUAAAUAAAAAGACCAGCCACCUUUCAUCUUCCCCUGGACAUCUUGUGGCUGGAAAAGAUCCCUAGAACCAGCCACUUGAAACCACUGGAGGAACAUGCCUGAGGAAAAGCCCACCUGCUGAUUAGGGCAGAGCCUCCUGAACCUCCAGCUUCCUACAGCACCCCCUCCCUGUCCACCUCAGCCACCUUGACCUUCCCAUCGUGCUCCUGCUACCUGGGGAUCUUCACACCUGCUGCAUUUUCUGCCUCGCAUACUCUCCAUAAAUCACCCUUGCCUAUUGCUCAGCAGCCUUGAGCAUGCCCCCCACCCCACAAUGUAUCAGGCCACUGGUGAGGCAUUCUCACACCCCCUGUACCUCCUUUUUACAGUCACAAUGAAUUAAUCCGUUGCUUUCA
Molecule: messenger RNA, 1714 nt
Organism: Callithrix jacchus (white-tufted-ear marmoset)
Lineage: Eukaryota; Metazoa; Chordata; Mammalia; Primates; Cebidae
Source: RefSeq, a predicted model, not a curated record